Molecule: messenger RNA, 384 nt
Organism: Camelina sativa (false flax)
Lineage: Eukaryota; Viridiplantae; Streptophyta; Magnoliopsida; Brassicales; Brassicaceae
Source: RefSeq, a predicted model, not a curated record
AUGGAGUCAAGCACAAGGUGUCUACUGCGUAUCAAGGCGCUUGAGUACAAGGCGCUUUGGGCUAUCAAGUUGCUGAACUUGGAUAUUGAUACAGCCAAGGCCAAGAGGACCCUUGAUCUACAUGAGUUGGAAGAAAUCAGACUUGAUGCCUAUGAGAGUUCAAAGAUUUACAAGGAAAGAACAAAGAAUUUUCAUGAUAAGAAAAUUGUUGUCAAGGAGCUCAAGGCUGGGGAUCAGGAAGUUCUGUCAUUCGGAGCCAUUACUCUUCUGAACAAGGAUAGUAGCGAAUUCAAUAUAAAUGGUCAGAGAGUCAAGAAAUAUUUAGCUGAUCAAGUCCGACCAGAGGGGUCUUCUGUGCUCUUCUAUGAACCCAGAAAAGCAUAA